Pelagomonas calceolata is the source of this 1495-nucleotide messenger RNA. NCBI's taxonomy places the organism in Eukaryota, Pelagophyceae, Pelagomonadales, Pelagomonadaceae. The record is from the annotation of a GenBank genome assembly.
CGCUCCUCCGCAGUCUUACGUGUGCUGUGUCGAAUCGAGGUGCCGAGGUUCGCAGAUAGCACCGACGACUGCUAUGACCAAUGAGGUGGAGGAAACACACAACAGCUGCGUAUAAACGCAGUCGUGGCGUGAAAUAAAAGCUAUCACCAAAACUGGAGCGCCUGGCUAGUGUCUUACAGGCCGCUAGCUUUGGCAGCGCGAGGCAGCGCGAGACCAGGAGCGCGCGGAGACCAAAUUCGUCACUAUCGUGUCACCUAUGAUCGCUCAUGAAAGAGCUGAGAUCUGUUAAUGGCGUAAACAUGAGACAAUGAAACCUCACAAAUUUUUGCUCCUCGCCGCGGCGGCGGCGGUCGUCGCCGAGCGAGCGGAGCCGACGGCCCACUUCAUUUUACUGGCGACGCAGCGCACGGGAAGCACGUGGGUCAUGAGCGAGCUUUCGAAGCACUCGUCGUGCAUCGCCACGGGCACGGAGCUCUUCCUCGACCACAAGGGCUUCACUUGGACGGAGUCUUCACGUGUCCGGUGCCUGAAGACGCUCUACGGGUCCGACGUCGACAAAAAGCAGAAGCCCCACAAGUGCUCGGAGAAGUUUAAGAAGGUCCGCGGCCGGCGUCCGACUUCAAAAUCUUGCUACGCCACCGACGCAGCUCCCCACGCAGUUUCGAAGCGAAGUCCGCGACUUCGCCGCGCGCCAGAAUCGCUCGUCCCUGCCCGCCGUCGUCGGCUGGAAGUACCUGCUCAAUGCGGGCAAGCCGGGGCCCCGAUCUAAAAUUGGCGUCGGGGGUAUGAUGCGCGACUGGCCCUGGCUCAAGCGCAUGUGGAAGCACAGGGGGGUCAAGGUGCUCUUUUUACGACGGCGGAACCACCUCGCGACCGUCGUCUCGCGCUGCGCUGAAAUCAAAAAAAAUUACGGCCCGGCCGCGGCACGUUCGUGCUGAAUCGUCGCGUCGUCCUCCACGCCAUCGACGCGACGCCUGCGCUAUGGCGGGUUCCUCACCGCUCGACCGAGCCAGGACCGAGCACCCGACGCACUGGUUGAUUUCCACACAGGUCUCUCGCGCGUCCAACUGGAAGACUCACGACGCGCACCCAAAACCUGAGGACCUACAGCGCAUUGCGAAGAAAAAGGUCAAGCUCGACACAAGCGGUCGGUGGGAGAUGCUCCGGCAGCUCAAGAACGUGAAGAACGCCUACAGCGAGCUCGGCCACCUCCGGGACAAGGCGCGGGCCGCGGGCCUCGAGACGCGCAUGGUGGCCUACGAAGAUUUAUCAGCGAACGCGACGGCGUUCGCCCAGCUCGCGAACUGGCUCCAGGGCGGCGGCUCGAAGUGCCCCAGUGCGUUGGACACGUCGCGGGAGGUCGACGGCCCGGGCGCGCGCGCGGUGCUCAAGAUCCACUCGAAGCGCCUGAACGAGACGGUCCUGAACUGGAACGUCGUCGUGAAGACGCUGACCGGGACGGAGUUCGAGCGGUUCUUGCACGAGGAUGCGUAAG